AAUCAUUUUCCCACCCCUAUCAUUACUUCGCUGAUAAGGGUUUCUUUUCUUAGUAAUUCUGUUAAAAUGCUUUCCCUUCCACCCCCACCCCCACCACCACCAUGUACACCACCAUCCCAGCAGCAAGCAGCUGCCUCUCCUCUGAAACAGAUUAUUAUUACCUCAAAAGAUGAACAUCUUUUCCCAUCAGAGCUGCCACAUAGCUGCAAGAGACAACUGGGAGGCUACUCUAAACUCCAGAGACCAUGCAGGACCAAUCCCCUCAUCUGGUGCGGAUCAAUCUUUUGCUUGAUAUUCAGCCUUCUCCUCAUCUUCUUUGGCAUUGCGACUCUGAUCAUCUUCCUUGACAUAAAACCAAGAAUUCCUUUGUUUGACACCCCCUCUGCAAGCCUUAAAGUGGUCUACAUGGACUCUCCUCAGUUUCUAAACAGUGAUUUUACAUUUACAGCCAACUUCUCCAACCCAAACCCAAAACUUGAUAUCAGUUUUGACUAUUUAAGCAUUGAGCUGUACUCUUUUGACACUCGGAUUGCAGCUCAAGCUCUUCAACCUUUCACUCAAAGACGAAAAGAAACAAGGUUAGUUGCUGUUCAAAUGAUAUCAAGCCUGGUUUAUAUGCCACCCACUCAUGCUUUUGAACUUCUAAGGCAAGUGCAGAACAACAGGGUUGUGUAUCAUAUCAGAGGAACUUUCAGAGUAAGGUUUAGUCUAGGUGUAAUUCACUUUUCGUAUUGGCUGCAUGCUACAUGCCAGCUAGAGCUCACAAGCCCACCAACAGGCGUUCUUGUAGCUCACAGUUGCAGUACCAAAAAAUGACAAGACACAAGAGUCUGUCCUUUUGUAUCAGCUCCUUGUGUCUUCCCAUCACAGAUGAUGUUCAUCCACUCUGCAUACCACUAUUACAGGUAGAAGAAUUUUCUAUGGGUUGUAAUUGUGAACAUCCAUUCAGCUUCUUGUUUCUUUACAUCAUAGAUGAUGCACAUCCCUUCUGCAUACCACUAUUGCAGGUAGAGGAAUUUUCUAUGGGUUGCACUAAUGUAUAAUCACAGCACUGGAUGUAGAAAAUGGGCUCCAUUGAAUCUGAUGGCUUGCAUCAUUACAUGUAA
This is a messenger RNA of Coffea eugenioides, 1106 nucleotides long. RefSeq names its product NDR1/HIN1-like protein 6. NCBI's taxonomy places the organism in Eukaryota, Viridiplantae, Streptophyta, Magnoliopsida, Gentianales, Rubiaceae. The record is from RefSeq and is a predicted model, not a curated record. Bases 67 to 816 code for a protein of 249 amino acids. The transcript has a single exon. Gene Ontology annotation, cellular component: plasma membrane.